GCGACAAACGCGCAAGUGUGAAAAAGGCUCAGACGAGUUGGAGAGGAAAAAAUAACGCAUUCAUCUUCAUAACGUGUUGCUCAAUAUACAUUGAACACUGGAUAAUUUGAUCACGAUUAAUACAGUAAUAUUUCUGAUGCACAUUAUUGGAAGGAAAGUAUCUGCUGUGGAUGUGAAUGCUGAGUGUAAAACUGGACAGUUUUAAAACUGAAAGUGAAACUUUCAAGGACAGUUUGAUGAAAUUGCGUCUAAACUUCUUUCUGAGGAGGAUUUCUCUUGUUCUGUGUGCCGUGACACACAACUCACAAAGCUGUGAUCGAUAAUAAGAUGGCUACAUCAGAAGAUUACCGUACUAUAACUCAGGAGGAGCUGGAAGAACUUAAAGAAUCGAUAUCUACUCAGGAUCUGUCAUCAGCUGCUGACACCAUCAAACAUUUCCUCCAACAGCGAGAUCGUGUAGAACUUAAUAUUGCUGUGACGGGGGAAUCUGGUUCUGGAAAGUCCACAUUUGUCAAUGCUUUUAGGGGUUUGGGAGAUGGAGAUGAGGGUUCAGCUGAAACUGGUGUAGUGGAGACCACUAAAGAACCCAAAGCUUACAAACACCCAAAAUAUAAAAAUGUGACAUUGUGGGAGCUCCCUGGAACUGGAACACAAAACUGGAAACCUCAUGAGUACUUUGAACACGUUCAGUUUGAGCGCUAUGAUUUUUUCAUCAUAAUUGCUUCAGAUCGUUUCAGAGAAUGCCACGCUGACCUGGCCAAAGAGAUCAAGAGAAUGAAGAAGAAUUUCUACUUUGUUCGUUCCAAGAUUGACACCAGUAUUGAUGCUGCAAUGAGGAAAAAAAGCUUUAAUGAGAAAAACACACUGGACAAAAUACGAGAAGACUGUGUAAACGGUCUGAGAGAGGUCGGUGUAGAGGAUCCUGUUGUGUUCUUGAUUUCUGGUUUGUAUCUCAGCAAGUAUGAUUUUAAUUCACUGCAGGAGAGGAUGGAGAUUGAAGUCCCACAACACAAGAGUCAUGUGCUGAUGUUGGCUGUACUGAAUAUCACAGCAGAGAUUAUUGAGAGUAAAAAGAAAGCUCUAGAGAAAAACAUUUCAAGAGUAGCUUUAUUAUCUGCUGGUGUAGCUGCACUUCCUGUUCAUGGUCUUUCAGUUGUUGUGGAUGUAGCUCUGAUAGUAAAUGAGGCACUAAAGUACAAGACUGCAUUUGGUCUGGAUAAAGAAUCUAUGAAGAGGAUCAGUAUAAGAUCUGGGAAGAGCACUGAGUUUCUAAUGAGUGUGAUGAAAUCAGUUGUGUGUGCAGGAAUUACUGCUAGUUCAACUGUGCUUCAGCUGAGAAAAACCUCUGUUUAUGCAAACGAAGAAGCUGUUGAGCGUGUUGUUAGUUUUAUACCCUUUAUAGGUUCUGCUGUGGCUGCAGGAUUGUCUUUUGUGGCAGUUUCAUACAUGCUGAAGAAAGUUCUGAAUGAAAUAACUGAAGAUGCCAGGAAUGUGCAGAUUGCCUCACAGAAGUAGCCAAAUUUCAUUCAUAAUUAAUUGUUUUAAUGUUCUACACUAUUUAGGGAUACUUAAGAGAUUUUUUUAAAUAUGUUUUUACAUAUAAUAUAUUUGUAAUAAAUGUAUUAUUAUAACUCUAAUUUCAAUUUAAAUAGAUUUUGAAUAGUAAAAUCAAUAUACUACAGCUAAUAUCAGUAAAAUAAUCUCACAAUGCUGAAAUAAUAUAACAUUAUAACAACAGAACAAUGUGAUAAAAAGUGUUGACAUUUUAAUAGUUAUUGUUAAGCAUGCUAAAAAAUAUUGUGUGACUGCUUGUAUUCACAGAACUGUGUUGAUUUAUGUUUACAUGAUCAUAUACUCCAAUAAUUAUAGAAGAAACCUGCAAAAUUCUCAAUUUAUAACAUGGAUUUAACCUGUUUGCAUAAAUGUUGGUCUUGACAAUUAAAUUUCUCUUCACUUUUCUUUUUUCUAUAUUUUUUUUUAACUGAUAAAAUAAAUGAUAAUAACUGUAGUAUAAUAAAUAGAACCUGACUGUA
This is a messenger RNA of Myxocyprinus asiaticus (Chinese sucker), 2033 nucleotides long. RefSeq names its product interferon-inducible GTPase 5-like. Gene Ontology annotation, cellular component: membrane. The transcript has 3 exons. Bases 328 to 1515 code for a protein of 395 amino acids. Gene Ontology annotation, molecular function: GTP binding. The record is from RefSeq and is a predicted model, not a curated record. Lineage: Eukaryota; Metazoa; Chordata; Actinopteri; Cypriniformes; Catostomidae.